Messenger RNA from Ilex paraguariensis (yerba mate), 306 nucleotides. The record is from the annotation of a GenBank genome assembly. NCBI's taxonomy places the organism in Eukaryota, Viridiplantae, Streptophyta, Magnoliopsida, Aquifoliales, Aquifoliaceae.
AUGAGCAUAGGCAAAAUAUUUUUUGAAAGUCCAAUUUUCACUUUUUUGAAAUUGCAAAAUGACCAAGGUCACUCCCUGAGGAAAUCAAUAUUGGGAAAAGAAAAAACACUGCUAGCAAAUUCUCUUUGCGAAGGUAAAACUGCUCUAGACAUGGCAGGAAGAAGCUUACCAAUCGAAUACUCAGUGAGCCAGCCUGAAGUCAUCUCUAAAUGUGUUAACGCCAGUUUCAAGAAUGUUUUGGCAAUACUAACACCAAACCUUAAGAACUCGUAUAUUAUGGAACACACCAAAGGAGAAACAGAUUAA